This is a messenger RNA of [Torrubiella] hemipterigena, 3671 nucleotides long. The record is from the annotation of a GenBank genome assembly. Lineage: Eukaryota; Fungi; Ascomycota; Sordariomycetes; Hypocreales; Clavicipitaceae.
CUGGUAAUUGGCUCGCUCUCGCCCCCCUCUCUCUCUGUCUGCCACGAAACCCAGCGUAUCUCUGCUCUGCUAUUUUUAUUCCUAUUUUUAUUUACUAUCGUAUUUAUUUUUUUGUAUUCUAUUUAUUCUAUUUAUUCUUCUUCUUUUUCUACUCUAAUCCUCCCCCCAAUCCACACCCCUUGCCAGCUGGCGUGUAACCCCCUCCCCCCGGCGCCAAAUCAGCACAGCACCCAAAAAACAACUGACCAGCUUGGCGGACGAACAAGCGGCCGUAGCAUUGACAGGUGCUGGUACUUGUUCGACGAUAUUUCUUAACACAUCCACACCACCCACCCCAUACACCGCUGCUAGUCCGGCAGUUAGACCAAAGUCCACGCGCUAGUGGCCCUUGGUUUCUAAGCUAGCCCGCCGCAGUACCCGCAAGGCGAGCCAGGGCAUGCCAGCCGCUCCCUCUAUAGCGCAAGUGAAUGCCGUGCUAGGGGACCGCCCCCCGUCCCUCGCCUUGAAUUGUCUUUGCCUCGCCCCAAAAAAGCCCUCUUCGCUCUCUCUCACCUUGACCUCUUCUUCCUCUUCUUCCCUUUUUUCCCUCUUCUCUAUUUUUUCCCUUCUUCCUACUGCUUCCGGCCUAUCGUUUUAUUCUCGCAGCGUCUGCUUGGCCCUUUUUCGGCUUGCUCGGCUCUCUUCUUUUUGUGGCCUGAUUUUUACGGCUUCGAUUCCUUUUUUCUUAUUUCUCCAGCCUGGCCUUCUCUCGCCUCGCCGCGUCACUGCCUCCUCUGGAAAAGCAGCCCCCAUCGUUUCUGCAGCCUCGCCGUACGCAGCGAACGCCCUUUCGUAUUUCCCACACCAACAUCACCCGACCUCGUCUCGCAAAACCGUUUUUCUUUUGCCGCACGCUCGUCGCUUCUCGCAAGCGCCGCUCGACUCUUUUUUAAUUCCCUCGACGUUUUAGACGCCGGCCGCUUUUUUUUUUUGUGUCGCCAGAGUGAUGCUACCGCGCCAUCACUAGCAGCAGCACGUCUUCACCUCUUCCCGAGCCAAUACUGCUCAUUCAUGUCACGGCUGCUGCAACUCGAUGGAACACUGCUCCAAAAAGCGCAAGCUUGCUCCCAAGCUGCCGUCGCCGCUGUCGUCGGACGCUCGGCUGCCGCAUCAUAGUCACCAUACCCCCGAACAGUCCGACUCUGCCGACUUUGGCUCCUUUGCCCGACACCUCCAAGAUGCCGCCCUCUACAUCCAGAGCCAAGCGGCGUCUGCCACGACCAGCUAUAAAGACGUCUCUGUCCUCAUAAUACGAUGGGAAAACGAUGCCUACAACGUCCAAGACUCCAUGGACCUCGAGUCUGUUUUCCACCACCAGUUUGGCUACCGCAUCGAGCCCUGUAUGAUCCCCGUCGUCCAGAAUCCAUUUGCCAAGCUCGGUACCCAAAUUGGGGCCUUUCUCGACAGCAAGCCCGGUAACCUCUUGAUUGUCUACUACUCCGGCUACAGCUACCAGGACCACAACGGCCAGCUCUACUGGGCAAAUGAUAGCAGAGAAGACGCCGCCAGGAUAAAAUGGGAUGGCCUUCGAUGCCUCUUUGACGAAGCCCAGGCAGAUAUGCUACUUAUCCUCGAUUCCUGCUUCCCAUACAACAACCCCGCCACAUCCAACCACGGCAUCAAGCAGCUCAUUGCUGCCCACACCCCCGAAGCCGCCGCUCCCAAGGAUGUCCCGCCAGCGAUGACGCCAUAUCUUCUGGAUGCCCUCCAGCGUGUCGGAACCCAGCCAUUCACGGCCGAGUCACUGUUUAGAGAAAUUCACCGGAGCAUGCGUGAACGAUAUCCCGACCUUGCUGGGCCAGUAUUUUCGCAACUCACCAGCGGGUCGCAUCAAGACUUGAUUCUGACGCCACUGGACCGUCACCGCAAAGAUGGCACGCCCGAGCAGGAAAAUUUGAUUGAUGGUGAGACGGCACGCAAGUUGGCCUUUGGCGAGACUAGAGUCCUCGUCUGCACAACCUUUGUCGGAGAUUCUAGCCCCAACAUGGAACACUUUCACCACUGGCUCCAGCGAACGCCGUCCCCCGCCAAGAUCAAGAUCGAAUCCCUGUUCCUCGGCCCUCCCACCAUUCUCAUCAUCUCUAUGCCACACUCAGUCUGGGAGGUUAUUCAGCACGACAAUGUCUGCCGCUUCCUCGGUCAGAUUACGUCCAGCAACCUCAUUAAUGUAUACGACAAGGUGAUUGAAAACACAAAUGCCGCAUACCCCCCGGUAAAGACCAGGCAGGAUUCCGCAGAAAUGCAAGAGGCUGCUGAGCAACUGAAAGCUCUUAGCCAUGUUCGUCACUCACCGCCAUCUCAUGCACCCGCCCGAGGCACUCUGGCUAGCAUCCUAUCUCCGGUGACUAUUGAUGGCCGUUUCCCUGUCGAUGUCCGUAACUCGGUCAUGGCAAGCAGCAGCGGCAGCAGCCAUCAUGUCAACAACAAUACUAGCAGCAGCAACAACAGCACUGCGAAUAACAACAUCAGCACCACCAACAACAAUACCGCCACCGCCAAUAACAACAACACCAAUAUCCACACUCAAAAUGAUGUCACUCUCCCGCCACUGGGCUUUGCAGCGUCGGAUUCCUCUCUCGCCCGCAAACCACGACCGCGCCAGCCAUCCAAGGCAGACGUAAGCUGCACACAUUGCAGCCACGCACCGUUCCGGGACGCAUCCUCUCUGCGUAAGCACAUUGCCGCUGCACACACCCGCCCGUUCCCGUGCGCCUUUUCGUUUGCCGGCUGCACCUCCACGUUUGGUUCCAAGAAUGAGUGGAAGCGCCACAUUGGUUCACAGCAUCUCUGCCUCCAGUACUACCGAUGCUCCGCUUGCCCCUCGACGACAGCCGACGGCAAGGGCAACGAGUUCAACCGCAAGGACCUCUUUACUCAGCACCUCCGCCGCAUGCACGCUCCCGUAGACGUCAAGCGAAGCCUUCCUCACGAGCCUCAAGAAGAGUGGGAGGCGCACGUCCGCGCCAUGCAAGACUCGUGCUUAGUCACACGCCGCCAGCCUCCCCAAAAGUCUGCCUGCCCCAAAGCUGAGUGCAAGAUUAUCUUUGAAGGCCGCCGUGCUUGGGACGAGUGGACGGAGCAUGUUGGCCGUCACAUGGAAAAGGGUCAAACCGACGGCCUCGGCGUAGAUAGACUCCUGGUAGAAUGGUCCAUUCGUGAAGGAAUUGUGGAAGGAGAGGAAGGAAACUAUCGCCUGGUAGGAGCCAGCGAUAAGGGAGCCGACAAGAUGACGUUUUCCAACGACAAGGACGAGGGAAGUCAAUCGUCGUUGCACGAUGGGCGGGCAUGGGGACGUGAUUAAACAAGUUCCAGAGGAGGGAAAGUUCCUGUCUACUGGUUAGACUGGUUGCAUUGCUGGCGUUGCAUUUCCGGCGUUUGGAAAUAUACACUUAUUGUGAUUUAUUUACCAGCCCUUUAGGGUCUUCUUUGCCCCUUGUCUGUUUUUUUUAUUUUUAUUUUUAUCUUUUUAUUUUGAACCGAUGUAUUACCUCUCCACCUGGAAUUUCUAUAUAUAGCUUCGAUUCUGAUGAAUGAAUUACAAUAAAGAAGAAAAUAUUACGCUGUACCUUGUGUCUCUUGUGAAUCGUGAUGGAAACCCAACCUUUAGCAUACUGCUUCUCUAGUACGCCUCU